AUGAUGACGACCUCCCCUCCACAUGCUUGUGCUCGGUGGACGACGCGACCGUCUCUUCCUCACCUCACCUCACCUCAGGCUAGUGGCGUCCAGAUCAAGUGGAUUCGUCAAUGGCCUCGACAGAUGCAGUCUGAUUGCCAUCAUGAAGGCUCCUUCUCCACAACCACACACGGGAAGCCAUGGAAGCUCCAUGUGCUUGUUCUCCAUGGAGGUCAGCAGCUGCCAUGCCGCGAUGGAAGCAAGUCCCAGAGCUCGUCAAGAUAACUAGUGUCGCCGAUCUGCCAAGCAUAUGAUUCCAAAGCAUCUUGUCAUCAGUGACCUACUUCCACUGGGACCUGACUGCCAUCCGACAACACGUGAGCCAUACCGGACAUCGUU
Molecule: messenger RNA, 378 nt
Organism: Aegilops tauschii subsp. strangulata
Lineage: Eukaryota; Viridiplantae; Streptophyta; Magnoliopsida; Poales; Poaceae
Source: RefSeq, a predicted model, not a curated record